AACGUCAAGUUUUCGACCCACUGCUAGCUCGCGCGCUGUGCAUGCCGGGUCUUGUAGUCUCUUUCCCGAUCUGUAGGGUUGGGCUGUAACUCCGGAGUCGGCGGGCGCAGGAUGUGAGCUCACAGCCGAGAUUGCAGGCAGCCGCAGGCCAGAGGUGGCACCGAGUCCGCUUGCUACUUGACUGAGACUCGGAGAGGCGUCCCCGCGGACGGUGAGAGCCAGAGGCACUGAGAGUAUGAGGCCCUGGCCUCUGAGGGCCACUCACUCGUGAUCACUUCCACCACGGCAGAACCUUCUAAGCCUACCUCCUGCCGUGUGGUGAUCUACCUGCAGCGGGAGAUGUCAGGGGACACCUGUCUGUGUCCAGCCUCGGGGGCCAAGCCCAAGAUCAGUGGCUUCAAGGGAGGCGGGCUGGGCAACAAGUACGUGCAGCUCAAUGUGGGAGGCUCCCUGUACUACACCACAGUGCGGGCCCUCACCCGGCACGACACCAUGCUCAAGGCCAUGUUCAGUGGGCGAAUGGAGGUGCUGACUGACAAAGAAGGUGGCCUUUGCCAGCGCUGGACACAGCUUGGAGGCAAACGGUAGUCCUGUGGGACCCCUCUCACUCCCUAGGCUGGAUUCUCAUAGACCGAUGUGGAAAGCACUUUGGCACCAUCUUGAAUUACCUCCGAGAUGACACCAUCACCCUCCCUCAAAGCCGGCAAGAAAUCCAGGAGUUGAUGGCUGAAGCAAAAUAUUACCUCAUUCAAGGGCUGGUGAGCACGUGCCAGACUGCCCUGCAGGACAAGAAAGACUCCUACCAGCCUGUGUGCAACAUCCCCAUCAUCACGUCCCUGAGGGAGGAGGACAGGCUCAUUGAAUCCUCCACAAAGCCUGUGGUGAAGCUGCUGUACAACAGGAGCAACAACAAGUACUCAUACACCAGCAACUCUGAUGAUCACCUGCUAAAGAACAUUGAACUGUUUGACAAGCUGUCCCUGCGCUUCAACGGCCGCGUGCUCUUCAUCAAGGAUGUCAUUGGGGACGAGAUCUGCUGCUGGUCUUUCUAUGGCCAGGGCCGUAAGCUGGCAGAGGUGUGCUGCACCUCGAUUGUGUACGCCACAGAGAAGAAGCAGACCAAGGUGGAAUUCCCAGAGGCCCGUAUCUAUGAGGAAACACUCAAUGUCCUACUCUAUGAGACCCCUCGAGUCCCUGACAAUUCCUUACUGGAGGCCACAAGCCGGAGCCGCAGCCAGGCUUCCCCCAGUGAAGAUGAAGACACCUUUGAACUACGGGACCGUGUCCGUCGCAUUCAUGUCAAGCGCUAUAGCACUUACGAUGACCGGCAACUUGGCCAUCAGUCCACUCAUCGUGACUGAUGAGACCCUUAAGAAAUCGGGGCACAAGAAGUCCUGUCUGCCACCCUGUGGAACGUACCCAUUGGCCACCCUAUGCUGCUCCUGCUAGCUGGGAGCCUGCUCUAGUAUGUACAGGUGACAGCCCUGCUUGGGAGGUUGGGGAGCUGAGAGAGGGAAGGCCACAUUGUCUUGGCUGGCCCCCCUCCCCCCAGCACUUCCAGAUGCCACCCCACUUCCUGCCAAUAAGGAGCUACUUCUGCUCUAGGGUGAGUGCACUGAUUUCCCACCUCCUGCCAAGAAUACCCCCUGGCCCUUGGCUGAGUGCCCCUUUCUUCUGAAGAGCUCCUUUAGCUCCUCAGCUGAGGCCCACGAGAACAGCUUUGUUCUAGGGGAAAGGAGGCUUCUGGUGCUGCGAGGACCCAAUUUUGAACAGAAAAAGUGGCCUUUUUUUUUCCUAAGGUGUUUAAACAUUGGUAUAACCUGGAUUUUUGUUUGUUUUUAAAUCUAGAUGUUAGCAUGGCCGUACCUAUAAUCCCAGCUAUGGAGAAGCCGAGGUGGGAUAACAUGUUCUAGGCUAGCCUGGACAACAUAGCAAGGCCCUCAAUAUAAAAUUUUAAAAAGGGGGCUCACCUAGCAAGAGUGAGGCCCUGGGCUCAAUCUCCAGUACUGCCACACUCACUAGGUAUCUACGAAAUGACUAGUUUUUAGUCUGGGGGGAAAGCUAGGACUAAGCAGAGUGCCAGGACCCCACCUAGUAGGCACACACUCACACACUCACUCCACCCUUUUCAGUAUCCUAGGACCCAUCUUUAAAGCACUUUGUAUGUCUAUCAUUCAGGGGAAUCUAUUCUGCCUUGACCCAAAGCUUUUUCUGACACUGAUCCCCUCCUGCACAAUCUUAAGGAAAGGCUGAGACAGGAGGAUCACAAGUUUGAGACCAGCCUGUGCUAUGUAGUUAAAAGUUCCAGGCCAGCCUGGGCUACAUAGGCUUUGUUUCAAAAAAAAAAAAAAAAAAAAAAGUAGACUGACCAGCUUUGGCUUGUCAGCCUGACUACCCAAAGAAUACCAAGAGGGAAAGGACGUCCAAGUUGAAAAUGGUUUUAAUAGCAUCCUGUGGGGAAAGGGUAGGGUCACAUCACUGACUCAGACUUAACAGGAUUCUUUGGUGUGAGCCUCAUACUUGGGUAUGUUCAGCUCUAAGACACAGAUGUGCUGCAGCCCCUGAUACUAUGUCUCAGUUUAUGUCCUGGUUCUGCCUAGUGAUGCAUCUCCAAAUACAUAGUAACUAGGACCACCUAAGCCUUUGAAAGACCUUUCUUCUGGGUCACUGACCACGGAUGUACCAAGAUCUAGACCUGGUGUCAAUUCUUCCUUUGCGCUUUGGUUUCCCUCCCUUUCUUUGUUGGGACUGGCUCUCUUACCUGGAUUCUAUCCAGAGGAAUGUUGUCACUGGAGGGGGCUGUUUGUAAGCCUAAGGAAGUGUGUACCCAUCAACAGUGCCCAAGAAGGGCCACAGAUUAUCAGCUGUAUCCCUUGACUACUCUUAUGAUUGCCACAUGGGCACACAAAGGCUCACCUCUUAGAGCCUAUGGGCAGAUGCCAAGCCCAGGGUUGGGCUCUCACAAGGAUCUAGCCUGACAGGGCAAGGGGAAAUGGGAAAUGUGACUUAAUAAUCAGGCAUGUUAUGUUAAUCACGAUCUUGAAUGUAUAAAUAGCUCUAAGAUGCUUGGGUCAGGCACCUUAGUGACGAGCAACUAUUAGUUCGUCCAGAUCUCGCUGGAACUAAGAUGACAAUCCAACUUUUUUGGCCAAAUAGAGGCUUUGGCUUUCAGUCUUUCCCACAGACUUUGGAAUGUGACAGCAUGAGGCCACCAAUCUGUUUUCUCAGCUGUCCCCUAGAAGCCUUUAACACUCAGAUUCUCAGACCCCUGCGGUGUUUCCAGUUUGUCUCUUUACCGCCACACCCCCUUUAGCCUCCAUGAGGCGCUUUGACAUCCAUCUCCUCUGCUGUUCAGUGCUGUCUAGUCAUGGGCUGAGGAAACAUAGCAGGAGUCCCGGGUUGGGCAUUCAUCUUCUUUGACUGAAAAUUUCUCCUUGGUUUAAGGAAAUAAUACUGAAGUGAUCUGGACUCGUGAGAUUUACCAGCCCUGUCCUAAAGGAGUUGUAGCAGGAUGGGUUUUUUGAUCACAGGCAGUCCAGGGGACUUAAACAUAAAACAUGCAUGAGGGUCAGACUGGACGCUGCUCACAAACACCAGCUGUGUGCUGUUGAACCUGGGACAUGUGACUGGUUGGCCUGAAGGGUAACACAGGUUCUGGCAGGAAAGAAUGUGCCCUUUACUACAUACCUGCGGUCUCAGUUGCUUACCUUAAGUGAUGGAAGUAAACACUAACUUCUAAUAAAGUUGUUUUACACUGCUGA
Molecule: messenger RNA, 3761 nt
Organism: Mus musculus (house mouse)
Lineage: Eukaryota; Metazoa; Chordata; Mammalia; Rodentia; Muridae
Gene: Tnfaip1
Product: tumor necrosis factor, alpha-induced protein 1 (endothelial)
Exons: 7
Coding region: 723-1361 (212 amino acids)
Biological process (GO): proteasome-mediated ubiquitin-dependent protein catabolic process; cell migration; stress fiber assembly
Cellular component (GO): Cul3-RING ubiquitin ligase complex; cytoplasm; nucleus
Molecular function (GO): cyclin binding; ubiquitin-like ligase-substrate adaptor activity; small GTPase binding
Source: RefSeq, a predicted model, not a curated record